UUUUUGCGAAGUUCUGUUCAACUUGCACACCCAGCGACGUCUCUUCUUGCACUUCAGAGAAGAGAAAACCUAAUGAUAUAUGUGUAUACAGGUGAGAGACAUUCUUAGAAGAACGACAGAGCUAAGAAGUCAGAAGGAUGAGUCUCUUCGCGCGAGAACGGCAGCAAGAACUGAACACACUUGCCUGCUUGGCCAUGGGGUUAAAGGGCUGGAAGACAACUGUUGAACUUCAUAAUGAUUCCUUUGCAUGUGGAAGGAUUGUUGAAGUUGAUGUGAAAAUGAAUAUUGAGAUGAGUGAAGUGAGAUACACAGAUGGAAAUGGAAAGAUGUUGAAACUGGACAAUUUUCACGUGUCAGGACGCAGAAUCAGAUACAUACACAUUCCAGAUCAGGUUGACAUAAUGAAGAUGAUCGAGAAGAGGGUCCUACCAAACCAACCGCAAAAGAAGAUCACCAAGAAAGCUCACAUCGCUCUCAAGAGGACCCAGCAGACGCUCAAGAGAUACAGGCGGGAACAGGAAGCUCAGGCCGGGGGGAGUAAAGAGGGAACGUAAAGCUCUAGCGGAGUUAUGCUUCGAGAUGAAGAGAUGUGCGUUUCCUGUCUUUU
Molecule: messenger RNA, 607 nt
Organism: Penaeus indicus
Lineage: Eukaryota; Metazoa; Arthropoda; Malacostraca; Decapoda; Penaeidae
Product: U7 snRNA-associated Sm-like protein LSm10
Exons: 4
Coding region: 138-554 (138 amino acids)
Biological process (GO): mRNA 3'-end processing by stem-loop binding and cleavage
Cellular component (GO): nuclear body; cytoplasmic U snRNP body
Molecular function (GO): histone pre-mRNA DCP binding; U7 snRNA binding
Source: RefSeq, a predicted model, not a curated record